This is a messenger RNA of Calidris pugnax (ruff), 3041 nucleotides long. It is a transcript of the gene COP1, whose product is annotated as ring finger and WD repeat domain 2, E3 ubiquitin protein ligase. NCBI's taxonomy places the organism in Eukaryota, Metazoa, Chordata, Aves, Charadriiformes, Scolopacidae. The transcript is spliced from 20 exons. Gene Ontology annotation, biological process: proteasome-mediated ubiquitin-dependent protein catabolic process. Bases 128 to 1900 code for a protein of 590 amino acids. The record is from RefSeq and is a predicted model, not a curated record. Gene Ontology annotation, molecular function: protein binding; ubiquitin protein ligase activity.
CGGCGCGGGUGGCGGUGGCGGCGGCGGCAGCAGCAGGAAGAGGCCGCUGCUCACCCCGCUCUGCAACGGUCUCAUCAACUCCUACGAGGACAAGAGCAACGACUUCGUCUGUCCCAUCUGUUUUGAUAUGAUUGAAGAAGCCUACAUGACAAAAUGUGGACACAGCUUCUGCUAUAAAUGUAUUCACCAGAGCUUGGAGGACAAUAACAGAUGUCCCAAAUGCAACUAUGUUGUGGACAACAUAGAUCAUCUUUAUCCCAACUUCUUAGUCAAUGAACUUAUUCUUAAACAGAAGCAAAGAUCUGAGGAGAAAAGACUCAAACUGGACCAUUCAGUGAGUAGCACCAAUGGCCAUAGGUGGCAGAUAAUUCAAGAUUUAUUGGGAACUGAUCAAGACAAUCUUGACUUGGCCAAUGUCAACCUGAUGCUGGAGCUGCUGGUGCAAAAGAAGAAGCAGUUGGAAGCAGAGUCCCAUGCUGCCCAGUUGCAGAUCCUUAUGGAAUUUCUUAAAGUUGCCAGGCGAAACAAACGAGAGCAAUUGGAGCAGAUCCAGAAGGAGCUAAGUGUUCUGGAAGAAGAUAUUAAACGAGUAGAGGAAAUGAGUGGCUUGUAUUCCCCGGUCAGUGAGGACAGUACGGUGCCGCAGUUUGAGGCUCCCUCACCUUCACACAGUAGUAUUAUUGAUUCCACGGAGUAUAGCCAGCCUCCAGGCUUCAGUGGCAGUUCUCAGACCAAAAAGCAGCCAUGGUAUAACAGCACACUAGCCUCACGACGCAAGCGGCUCACAGCUCAUUUUGAGGACCUAGAGCAGUGCUAUUUUUCCACCAGGAUGACACGUGUCUCAGAUGACAGCAGAACCACAAGCCAGCUGGAUGAGUUUCAGGAGUGCCUGUCCAAGUUCACGCGCUACAAUUCUGUCCGACCCCUGGCAACGCUGUCCUACGCUAGUGACCUCUACAAUGGUUCCAGCAUAGUAUCCAGUAUUGAGUUUGACCGAGACUGUGACUACUUUGCCAUCGCUGGGGUGACAAAGAAGAUUAAAGUCUACGAGUAUGGUACAGUCAUUCAGGACGCGGUGGAUAUUCACUACCCUGAGAAUGAAAUGACCUGUAAUUCCAAAAUCAGCUGUAUCAGCUGGAGUAGUUACCACAAGAACCUGCUAGCCAGCAGCGACUAUGAAGGCACAGUCAUCCUGUGGGAUGGAUUCACGGGACAAAGAUCCAAGGUCUACCAGGAGCAUGAGAAAAGGUGCUGGAGUGUUGACUUUAACUUGAUGGACCCGAAACUAUUGGCUUCAGGCUCCGAUGAUGCCAAAGUGAAGCUGUGGUCUACCAACUUGGACAACUCCGUAGCAAGCAUCGAGGCCAAGGCUAACGUGUGUUGUGUCAAAUUCAGCCCCUCUUCUAGGUAUCACCUAGCUUUUGGCUGUGCAGAUCACUGUGUUCACUACUAUGAUCUUCGCAACACUAAGCAGCCAAUCAUGGUGUUCAAAGGGCAUCGCAAGGCAGUCUCCUACGCAAAAUUUGUGAGCGGGGAAGAAAUUGUCUCUGCGUCAACAGACAGUCAGCUGAAGCUGUGGAACGUCGGGAAGCCUCACUGCUUGCGCUCCUUCAAGGGUCACAUCAACGAGAAGAAUUUCGUUGGACUCGCAUCCAAUGGAGACUACAUCGCCUGUGGAAGCGAAAAUAAUUCCCUCUACCUAUACUAUAAGGGCCUCUCAAAGACACUGUUGACAUUCAAGUUUGAUACGGUUAAAAGUGUCCUGGACAAGGACCGGAAAGAAGAUGACACGAACGAGUUUGUGAGUGCUGUAUGCUGGAGAGCACUACCAGAUGGGGAGUCCAACGUGCUGAUUGCUGCUAACAGUCAGGGUACAAUUAAGGUACUAGAGCUGGUAUGAAGGGUUUUCUCUCAAGGCAUGAGGUACUUGGUCCGGCUGAUAUGCUACAGUAUUCAUCUGGGAUCCUCAGCGGGACAAGAAACCGAAACCACCUUGAUGUUCCUCCCCAAAACCAUCAUGUUUGGGUUGUUUUUUUUCUCCAUUUAUGGACUUUCUGGGACGUUUUAAGACACUGGAAACACCAGUGAACUGUCUGCCAUCAACAUUAACUCCACAGACUUUGCUGCUGCUGGUGGUGGUGGUAUGGUUGUCUAAUUUUUAUGAUAGGAAAACAAAUUCUUUUAAAUAAAAACAAAAAGGAAUAAUAAAAUUUAUUGAGCCACAAGCUGAAGCUGGAAGAUUCUCUCUUGUUGCAUAUGGGAACAGAUUUACAUGGGAAGGGAGCUUACAGAACCACAUAGGGCUGUCCUCAGUUGCACAUCUCUGGUUGCUUUCAUCUGGACUGUUCCUUCAUCCCCUCUGGAAAAAGAAAGUCUCUAAGCCUUACUUGGACAUGCAAGCAAUCUGCUUUGAGAUCCCAUAACAGUAUGGCUGAGUUGUUCCUUUGAUUUAUUUUUGGUUUUUUUAGAUGCAUUAAAUGUUGAGAAGUGUCACCCAAGUUGACACCGCUGGAGACUGAAGUCCUCUGGUCAUCAACAAGAGAAGGGCAGCUUCCCCUCUCCUUCCUCCUCUCCUUCCAAAGGGGCAGCUCCAAAGUAGAGAAGUAUGUUGUCCUGUCCACAUAAACCUGGGCCUCUCUGCCUGCCACCAGCAAGGUGCUGAUAUGAGGUGACCUGCAGUUACCUGGGACCUGGACUGACCUCACCAAGAUGCUGUGGGAUGAUAAGUCUCACUCACACACACAGACACACACACGCACGCACACAUUGUCCUGGCUGUGUUUGACUAUCUCAGCUAGAGGAGGAAGCUUCUAGAUCCAGUUACCAAAGCCCUGCACCACUUAAUUGCCCCGUGUGGUCUGGUUGCAUUGGCCCCUCUCUGCACACCAUGGAAGCCAAACGUUUUGAACCUUGUAACAAGAGAGGGGCUCGGAGUUGGUUUGUAACGUGUUUCAGAGCCAUGAUAUAAGUAGCCUUAUUUUUAAUGGUCAUGCAUACACUUAAUUGUACAUACGGAGGGGGAAUAAACCAUGAUGCUAAGA